Leptonychotes weddellii (Weddell seal) is the source of this 962-nucleotide messenger RNA. The record is from RefSeq and is a predicted model, not a curated record. NCBI's taxonomy places the organism in Eukaryota, Metazoa, Chordata, Mammalia, Carnivora, Phocidae.
UCUCUUUCAGUGAGACACAUGUUUAUUCAAACACAAGAUACCCCCAAUCCCAACAGUUUAAAGUUUAUUCCAGGAAAACCAGUUCUUGAGACAAGGACCAUGGAUUUUCCCACACCAGCUGCAGCAUUUCGCUCCCCUCUGGCUAGACAGUUAUUUAGAAUUGAAGGAGUAAAAAGUGUCUUUUUUGGACCAGAUUUCAUCACUGUUACAAAGGAAAGUGAAGAGUUAGACUGGAAUUUACUGAAACCGGAUAUUUAUGCAACAAUCAUGGAUUUCUUUGCUUCUGGCUUACCCUUAGUUACUGAGGAAACAUCUUCAGGAGAAGCAGGAUCUGAAGAAGAUGAUGAAGUUGUGGCAAUGAUUAAAGAAUUGUUAGAUACUAGAAUACGGCCAACUGUGCAGGAAGAUGGAGGAGAUGUUAUCUAUAAAGGCUUUGAAGAUGGCAUUGUACAGCUGAAACUCCAAGGUUCUUGUACCAGCUGCCCCAGUUCAAUCAUUACUCUGAAAAAUGGAAUUCAGAACAUGCUGCAAUUUUAUAUUCCAGAAGUAGAGGGUGUAGAACAGGUUAUGGAUGAUGAAUCAGAUGAAAAAGAAGCAAACUCACCUUAAAAUAAUUAGAAUUUUCUUUGGGCCCAGCAGUUGGACUUACUGAUAAUAUAUACCAAGCUUUUAUUAUUAAUCUGCUAAGGAACUUGAGGAUUAAUAAAAUAUGCCCCUUUUUUGGAGACUGAUAUAUAAACAUUGCAAUGUUUGCUUUACCUCAUAUGAGUUAUUUAUAACAUCCUGAAUCAUCCUCUGUACACGUGGAUUUUAUCCAGGGAUAUUUUAAUGUUUGUUCUUUAUUUCUCAUGGUUCCUUCUUUGCAUAAUGUGUGAAGCAGUUCAUUUUCCCUCAUUUAAUUUAUUUACUUUUUUUAUACAGAAGUAAAUGAAGAGAAUGCUUAUAAAAAUACUCUAAAAUGG